AAAUUUUCUGUCGAUUUUGCGUUGUGUCGAUAUGGAUUCGUUUAUGGAGUAUUAUUUUGAGGAAGUGUUUUGUAAUUUGGACCGUGAUGGCUUGAAUGAGAGAUACAAGAGGAAGGAGCUAGUGGAGUAUUUUAGCACGGUCAUCGCUGGGUGUGCAGCAGGGCAGAACCACACCGACAACACAACCUGCAAGAACUUCAUAACGUCAGCCCUGAAGUACCACAACAACUGCAAAUCUACCAACGGAGACGUAUGCCUCAUGGGCAAAUACCACAACGUCCUGUAUAUAGCCAUGAAGCUAUCGUUUGACUGGAGUCUCCAGGAUAAUGGAGUGGUUGCAGCUCUCUUGGAUGAGCUGUAUGCGUGUGAAAAGACGUUUGAGAGGAUAUUUUUGGGAGCUAUCUUUGGUACAUCAGCGCCUUACUUCCUAGCCGGUUGGAAAUCAGACUUCAUGGACAAAGAAGAAAACGUUCACGCGCUAGUCUUCUUCUUGGAUCACGCAACUAACGCCAAUUUGGAAUACACAGAAGAGGGAAAAGUGUAUCGAUUUAUCGACGUUCCUCUAGAAAGUUGUGGAAAAGCAUCACCCGUGAGGGUAGUCAUUCAAAUGGGAACAUCAGAAAUGUUAAUGAUUCUUCUUCGGUUUGGUGCCCAAAUUUUCUCUGAUAAUGUUGCUACAAAUCCUGUAGAAUCCAUUCUGGAUAGAUUAAAGGACUACAACAGAGUAUAUCCAUAUGAAUUAGUAUCUUGUUUAAAGUUAGUGCUAAGAGCUAUACCCAAAAUAACUUUCACGGUCGACAAGAGAGUAUUUAAGCAUUUGGAAUUGCCUGAUGAUUAUAAUUACGACAGAAAGGUUGCUUUAGAGAAAUACGGGGAAAUACUAGAAGAUCAUUUGAUUCCAAGUUCAAGGUGUGGUCUACAGCCAGUGGAAUUGAAGCAUCUGUGUAGAUGUGUGGUACGGAAAACGUUGUGGCAUAAUUUUGAAUUACCUUUUGGUAUUCCGAAGUUAGGGGUGCCAGUUGCUUUGCAAAGAUACUUAGAUCUUUUGGAUGAUUAAACUUUU
This is a messenger RNA of Cydia fagiglandana, 1063 nucleotides long. RefSeq lists its product as uncharacterized. The transcript has 3 exons. Gene Ontology annotation, biological process: intracellular signal transduction. NCBI's taxonomy places the organism in Eukaryota, Metazoa, Arthropoda, Insecta, Lepidoptera, Tortricidae. The record is from RefSeq and is a predicted model, not a curated record. Bases 32 to 1057 code for a protein of 341 amino acids.